Molecule: messenger RNA, 2665 nt
Organism: Aricia agestis (brown argus)
Lineage: Eukaryota; Metazoa; Arthropoda; Insecta; Lepidoptera; Lycaenidae
Product: IQ and ubiquitin-like domain-containing protein
Exons: 4
Coding region: 59-2557 (832 amino acids)
Biological process (GO): cilium assembly
Cellular component (GO): motile cilium; acrosomal vesicle
Molecular function (GO): protein binding
Source: RefSeq, a predicted model, not a curated record
AUUAUUAUUUUAGUGACUUUUUAUAGUAUUUUUAUGGAACUUUCAAAAUUACACUAAUAUGGACGUUGUAGACACGAUUAGAACGAGUUCUCAAAGUGUCAAAGGUACAGCGAGUUGUCAGUGUGAACUGGGACGAGAGAAGUUACUUACAGCUCCGCCCUACAAGCAGGUGUCGAUUCCAGAUAACGAGAGUGUAAAUUCCCGCUUACAAACUGCCCCCUGUGCCAGAGACUUGCAACAGAACAGAUGCCCCAUUAGUCAUAUAAUUAUAACCUUUAAAUCCCCAUUGAAGCCAAACGAAACCUACACCAAAGUGUUCCCAGCGACCACUCCUAUUAAACAGGUGAAACGAAAGCUGUCGAAACUAAUCGCAGUAUCAAACAACAAUAUUUUACUGACCAAAAAUAGGCACGUUCUAAAAGAGGCGACUCUGCUAUCAGAUUUAAAAUCGGACGCGUACGGCAAUGUAGUCAUUGAUGUAUUCACGAAGAACUCCGAGGAAUUCUCCCUGUCGGCCAUACCGAAGGACUCCUACGUUCACGAUAUUUUCUACGCGAUGGUCCCAAAGAAAUUUUUACCGUUUAUCGCCAUUAAAUUUAAAGUCAAAUGCCAAAAUGGUGUGUUCACCCGUUCCUACCAUUCGAAUAUGACGAUACAAGAGAUCAAGAAGAACUUGGGUGGUAUUUUUCAAACGCGUCCCGACAACUUGGUGAUUUUGCGUGGGGGAGACACUUUGGAAAACGACGUCGCCCUGUGUAACCUCGACUACGAUAGAUACGGAAUCGUUGACGUCGAGCUAUUUACUACCGACAAUACAUAUUUAAACUUAAACAACUUGUACAAAGAAGUGCCACUGAACGAUAUAAUACAAGUUGUAGUUCCGUUAGACAAUGCGAUUAAAAAUGUUAACGUUGAAGUUUACUCCGAAACUAUAAAGAAGCCGUUUCUGGGCGGUUAUAGGAAUAUUCACACAGGUGUUAUUUACCACCACGCCUUCUCGCAGACCCCACAAAGGCCCGACAGAGUGCAGCCCGAGAACAAAAACUGCCGGGACACACAGACAGCUGAAACGCGCGACAAAUAUUACGACACAAGCUACAGUCGCGCGAUACAAAUGGACUGUGUGCACGCGUACAUACCCAACGUAACCGACAGAAUCCUCGUGCCAAGACCCUACGAGCCCUACGACGAGAAAAUGGCACACCUCAAUCUCAAACAUUACGCUACGGUCAUCCAAAGGGCCUUUAGGCGACACAGAUUUAGGCAAAAAGUAAAAGAAUGGCUUGAGGAGUGUUUAGAUAGAUUAAGAAGGAUUAGAGAAGAGGAAAGAUUAGAACAGGAGGCAAACGAAAGACGACUUAGGAAAGAUUUAAUAACCAAAACUUUUCCAAGGAAUCGAGAAGAUUUUGACCAACUGUAUGCCAUGGUCGACAGAUGGAAACAUGCUGAAAUAACCCGAAUAUCUCAGCUACACUCCAAGGGGCCUAAAAUUGCUGAAUUUAGUCUUCUACUCGACAAAGAAGUAGAAUUGUUGCGGUGCAUUGAAAGUUACAGAAUUAAAGUCAAAGAGGACAGUCGUAAAAUAAAGGAAAAACAAUUCUUGGAAGAAAUAUCUAAACCUAUUGCUUGGUACGGACGCGACGGCAAGGUGAUCACAAUGGAGACCAUUGAAAUACAAAAGGCAAGGGAGUUCAAGGAAUUUUAUAAUUCGUACCUUCGCUGCGAUAUGAGAGUGAAUGAAAGAAUCGAACUGCUAGUCGAAAUGAAAUUCUCUUUACAAGAGUUCAACCACGACUUAACCGAGGAAAUAAUAGAACUUUUGGAGAGAGAGUGCGAUCUUCUCAUUAGAGGCUGUAACGAUCAUCAGCUGGAAUUUUUGAGGCGACGCACAGCGGCAUGUAUAUUCCAACUCAUCAAAACGUCCGAACUGAAUUCGGGCGUAACCAAAUGCAAAGAUAUAAGGGACUACAGAAAGAUGGAGAACAGCAAGCUGUAUUUCUGCGAAAUGUGCCACCAGGUUAAAUCGUACACGGAUUUUCCAUUGAACACCAGAAUGAGCGGAUAUCUAGUUUGUACGUCAUGCUCAUGGAGGGACGUGGCUGAGAAAAGUUGGAUCGACAUGACGCCUUACAAGUUCAUUCUGAGGGCGACUCAAAGGGACGAAAGGAAACGGAAGUGCUGGGGUUCUCUUGCGUUCGUCCUACAGGAGAAGGACAUAUUUUACAUCGUGGAUAAGAUUUGGCAUUCGCGUUCGGCGAUCAGCGAGUGCGACGACAUGACUCAGCUGCGUCUGUGCCGAUGGCGCGUGAAAGAAGACUGGUCACCUUGGAACUGUUUCCUGAUAACCACCCAGGAGAUGAAAGCGCACGUAAAACUGGUGAAUCCUGAGCUAGUGUAUGACGACGAGUUGAUCAGAAAAGUGGUGAACAAGCAUAAACUAGCCAAGGGAACCUUCGAACAGCUGAUCUCAGUGAACCGGCGGUUUACGGAGUCUGGAGAUUGGCAUAACGUCCGCGCCGCUGCCACUGACAGGGUAGACGCUGUUGAGCCGUGUUAGAUACGAUUUAUGAUUGAUUAUUUACGAGCCGUGUUAGGGUGGAUUGCACCUACUUACUUUAUCUAUAACUUUAACUACAAUGCAAAAUGUCAAAUCUUUGGUUAAAGU